UAAGAGCCUUGAGACCCGAGACACUAAAUUCUUUGUCUUGGGUAACUAAAGUUUGCCGUUAAAUAGCUAAACUGAGUGGCAAAAUCCUUCGUGAAUUGAGCCUAGGGAGUACUAUAUAUGAUACCUCUGCUCAUUUGCUCUGCCUCAUCUUCCUCUCUUCUCUGUAACUUUAUCAAAUGGGAAUGAGGAAGAAGAAGCUUUGCUCAAUCUUCAUCCCACCAUUUACAAUACUAGUAGUACUAACUUGUGUAUUCACGUUUUCAUCAGCAGCAGCUGCUAAUUACAGCAUCACUUAUGAUCGACGCUCUUUGAUUAUCAAUGGCCAGAGGAAGCUUCUCAUUUCCGCCUCCAUUCAUUACCCCCGCAGCGUCCCAGCUAUGUGGCCAGGGCUGGUCCAGUUGGCGAAGGAAGGAGGCGUGGACGUCAUUGAAACCUAUGUCUUCUGGAAUGGUCAUGAGCUUUCGCCGAACAAUUACUACUUUGGAGGAAGGUAUGAUCUGGUAAAAUUCUGCAAGAUCGUUCAACAGGCUGGCAUGUAUAUGAUACUACGUAUUGGUCCAUUUGUCGCAGCAGAGUGGAACUUUGGUGGAGUGCCUGUUUGGUUGCAUUAUGUGCCGGGCACUGUUUUCCGAACUGACAAUGAACCUUUCAAGUACUACAUGCAGAAGUUUAUGACAUAUAUAGUGAAUUUGAUGAAGCAAGAAAAGCUUUUUGCAUCGCAGGGAGGGCCUAUCAUCUUAACCCAGGUAGAAAAUGAGUAUGGUUACUAUGAAGCAGCUUAUGGAGAAGGAGGCAAAAGAUAUGCUUUGUGGGCUGCUAGAAUGGCGAAUUCUCAAAAUACGAGUGUACCUUGGAUGAUGUGCCAGCAAUUUGAUGUUCCAGAUCAUGUGAUUGAUACGUGUAAUUCAUUUUACUGUGAUCAAUUCAAACCAAUCUCUCCAAACACGCCCAAAAUUUGGACUGAAAAUUGGCCUGGAUGGUUCAAGACAUUUGGGUCCAGAGAUCCACACAGGCCUGUGGAAGAUGUUGCUUAUUCUGUUGCCCGCUUUUUCCAGAAAGGAGGAAGCUUGCAUAACUAUUACAUGUACCAUGGUGGGACAAACUUUGGCCGGACUUCAGGGGGCCCAUUCAUAACCACUAGUUACGAUUACGAUGCACCCAUUGACGAAUAUGGGCUAGCAAGGCUUCCAAAGUGGGGACAUCUUAAAGAUCUUCAUAAAGCUAUAAAAUUAUGCGAGAAUGUUUUGCUGGGCAGUGAACCAUCAUUGCUGUCACUGGGUCCUUUGCAGGAGGCUGAUGUAUACGAAGACAUGUCUGGAAAUUGUGCUGCAUUCAUUUCCAAUAUGGAUGAUAAAAAUGACAAAACGGUACAGUUCCGAAACAAGUCAUAUUACCUGCCUGCAUGGUCAGUUAGCAUACUGCCAGACUGCAAAAAUGUUGUGUUCAACACUGCAAAGGUUGGAUACCAAACUUCUGUAGUUGAGAUGGUCCCAUCAAACUUUACGUCAUCAACAUUAUCACCAAAUAGGGACUUAAAAGGUGUUACAUGGGAAGUGUACCAGGAGAAAGCCAUGAUAUGGGGCCAAGCUGAUUUCACUAACAAUGGCUUUGUUGAUCACAUUAACACCACUAAAGAUACAACAGACUACCUCUGGUAUACCACAAGUUUCCUUGUUGAUGAAAAUGAAGAUUGCUUGAGAAAUGGAAGCAGUGCAAUGCUUUUAGUUGAAUCCAAGGGUCAUGCACUCCAUGCUUUUGUUAAUGAGAAACUUCAAGCUACUGGUACAGGAAACGGAACAGUAUCCACCUUUAAGUUUAUGAGCCCCAUAAUUCUCAAGGCAGGAAAGAAUGAUAUUGCUAUAUUGAGCAUGACAGUCGGGCUACAAAAUGCAGGACCUUUCUAUGACUGGGUUGGAGCUGGUCCAAGCAGCGUGAAAAUUCUGGGGCUUAAGAAUGGAACUCUAGAUUUGUCUAGAUAUACGUGGGCCCAUAAGAUUGGAUUGCAAGGAGAACAUCUAAAGGUAUACCAGGGAGAUGGUUUGAACAGUUCAAACUGGGUAUCCACUACAGAACCACCAAAAGAACAACCCCUGACAUGGUACAAGAUUGUAGUGGACUCUCCUCCUGGAAAUGAGCCUGUUGGACUUGACGUGCUUCACAUGGGUAAAGGUUUGGCUUGGUUGAAUGGAGAAGAAAUUGGCAGAUACUGGCCUAGGAAAAGCUCUAAACACGAAGAGUGUGUCCUUUACUGCAACUAUAGAGGCAAAUUUAGUCCCAACAAGUGCAGCACUGGAUGUGGAGAACCAACACAAAGAUGGUACCAUAUUCCAAGGUCCUGGUUCAAGCCAUCAGGAAAUGUCUUGGUGAUCUUUGAGGAGAAGGGCGGGGAUCCUACUCAAAUUAGAUUCUUCCAACGAAAAAUUUCAGUUGUCUGUGCUCAUGUUUCAGAGGAUCAUCCUUCAUUUGACCUCAAUUACUUUCAGAAGGCUGGAAAUGAAAACCUCACAAAUAAAGCAACAGUUCAGUUGGUUUGUCCUAUGAAUGCUCGCAUUUCAGCUGUGAAAUUUGCAAGCUUUGGAACACCUACAGGGAAUUGUGGAUCCUAUGCCAAGGGAGACUGUCAUGAUGCUAAUUCAGCUUCAUUCAUCGAAAAGGUUUGCUUGCACAGAAACGACUGUGUUUUGGAAGUCGGGAAAGGAAAUUUUAACACCGGAUUGUGUCCUGGAAGGGCAAAAAGACUUGCUGUUGAAGUAGUUUGUAGCUGAAAUUUCCUAAUCCAGUGACAUUGCUGGAAAUCAGUUACAAAUGAAUUCAUCAAUUGUGCCAUUUCAUGAAGAUGUUUGUGUUGAAGUUGACAGUUUUGCCCAACAAAAAAGUGGCUCUAAUCACUUCUUCUAGCAGUCCAAUUUCUACAAAUUCAGAUGCAAUCAUUUUUCGUUGGUCAAAAAUCGAACACUACUUUUCCAUCGAA
Molecule: messenger RNA, 2971 nt
Organism: Coffea eugenioides
Lineage: Eukaryota; Viridiplantae; Streptophyta; Magnoliopsida; Gentianales; Rubiaceae
Product: beta-galactosidase 10
Exons: 19
Coding region: 177-2765 (862 amino acids)
Biological process (GO): carbohydrate metabolic process
Cellular component (GO): vacuole; cell wall
Molecular function (GO): carbohydrate binding; beta-galactosidase activity
Source: RefSeq, a predicted model, not a curated record